CGCACACGGGACUUGGAGCGCCGGAUCCUUCAGCCCGUCUAGCGGCUCUCUUCCCGCAGUCGGCCGCUGUUCGGAGGAUGACCGCGGAUGCUCAGCUGCUUCAGAAGCUUUGAUGUUUACUCCAUGAGAGCAGACUUUAAGGGGACAUAUUUGGGACCGGACGGGAGCAGGAACCUAAAGUUGCGCACACUUUUUUCCCAUUUUCAUCGUUGUUGGACGGAAUCAUACAGAACUGGAGAGGGCUAUCGAGGCCUGAAGGCGCUGGGGAAGGAGUUCACUUUUUUUCUCUCCUUCUCUCUCACUCCACGAGAGCUAUGAGCGGACUGCGCAGGCACUUCAGCAUGGGACUGGCGCUACUGAUGUGCGCGCUGACCGGCCACUGCGGCGAGAGCGCGCCCUCGGCGGCUCCGGCGGCUGCGGCCGCGGGCGGCAGGGACGCGCAACGGGACUUGAGGCGGAUGGUGGAGAUCAUUAAACACGUGGAGGAGAGCCGGGGUCGCCACGGCGCGAAAACGGAAGCCCCGUCGACGGCGCGUACGGGGAGCCCUCCGGCGGAACCGAAGGUUUUACGCAGCUCCAAAACAAACAGAGAGGAAAAGGCUGUCGUCGUAUUCCCCAGAGAUCUCCGAAAGAAGGAGAAAUUCCUAAAACAUAUAACAGGUCCGCUCUACUUCAGUCCCAAGUGCAGGAAGCACGUGUACAGACUCUACCACCACACCAGAGACUGCACGAUACCUGCAUACUUCAAAAGAUGCGCGCGGCUUCUCACGCGCCUAGCCGGCAGUCCGCAGUGCACGGAGGGGUAGCGCACGCAAGGUUGAAGCCAAAUACAAGUUCUCCAGAGGAAAAAAACUUGGGAAAAAAGUGCCUUGGACAGUAAGAGGGAAGCCUAAAAUACUCUGACCAGCCCCAACUGAUAUUAGGCACAGUACUGCCCUUCAGUGAGGUCUGUUCUGCUAAGGUGUGGAUUACCGCCACCCACCGCUCUGGCUGGGCCUCGAUGGUUG
This is a messenger RNA of Chelmon rostratus (copperband butterflyfish), 1007 nucleotides long. Its product is annotated as ALK and LTK ligand 2-like. The record is from RefSeq and is a predicted model, not a curated record. Lineage: Eukaryota; Metazoa; Chordata; Actinopteri; Chaetodontiformes; Chaetodontidae. The transcript has 6 exons. Gene Ontology annotation, biological process: positive regulation of ERK1 and ERK2 cascade; positive regulation of ERK5 cascade. Gene Ontology annotation, molecular function: receptor signaling protein tyrosine kinase activator activity; receptor tyrosine kinase binding. The coding region runs from base 315 to 806 and encodes 163 amino acids.